Morchella sextelata is the source of this 281-nucleotide messenger RNA. RefSeq lists its product as uncharacterized. The record is from RefSeq and is a predicted model, not a curated record. The transcript is spliced from 4 exons. NCBI's taxonomy places the organism in Eukaryota, Fungi, Ascomycota, Pezizomycetes, Pezizales, Morchellaceae. The annotation marks the transcript as partial.
CUGAAUUGAAUGGUACCUACCUAUUCUACCGGCUUCUAGAUGCGGUGACAUGUGGGCGGGAUAGAGAUGGUUUGAGAUCGAUCGUCCCAUUCCGUAACAUUGGAGGAGCAGCACUGUCACCUACUGGUUUGGACCUGGUGGGGGGGUUGAGCUUGUCACAGAAAGUACCUGGGACACGGAGAGGGAGUUGCUUGUUCACGGCUGUACUCUGCGAUCAGUACUCGAUGAAAUCUAGGCAGCCCAUGCCAGGUGGUACAGAGUUACAUUUCACUCUACCCUAA